Molecule: messenger RNA, 1205 nt
Organism: Aethina tumida (small hive beetle)
Lineage: Eukaryota; Metazoa; Arthropoda; Insecta; Coleoptera; Nitidulidae
Product: solute carrier family 66 member 3
Exons: 4
Coding region: 369-1013 (214 amino acids)
Source: RefSeq, a predicted model, not a curated record
AAUUAAAAUAAAUCGACGGUGGCGCUCCUUAUGGCCGAACUAUCAAUUAAAAUUCAUGAAAUUUCACUUAUUUUGUUAUUGUACUAAAACUAAAAGUUCAAUGAAGUUAAUUAUAUAAUAAUAACAAUUGUUCAUACAUUUCAGAUAAAGUGAACAUUAAUUUCACAUCAUGUUUUCUUAUCAUAACCAACCACCCCGUCAUGCGCACCUGCUUCAAAACAGGAUUGUUUUGGUUCAUAAAAAUAAAUUUGAUAACAUGCCUGGUUUUUUACCUUUAAACCCGGGAACUGAAACAUAGAGUGGCACUUGUAUUUAUAAAUUGUGACCGGGAUUAAGUGUGUGCCAAAAUCGGGCUAAACAGUGGCACGAUGAAUCGGAGCAAUACAGAAGCUUAUUUGCGAUUAGUUUCAGAUAUUUUAAGUGUUAUAACAAUAUCGACAUGUUUUAUAUUGAAAGUGCCGCAAAUUUGGAAUAUUUUAUCACUGAAAAAUGCACGGGGAAUCAGCCUCAUCGGUCUAAUGAUGGAAUUGACCAGCUACACAAUAAUGAUGUCAUACAACUAUAGAAAUCAUUAUGCCCUGCUCUCAUAUAUGGAAUAUCCAAUAAUUUUGGUACAAGAAUUGAUAUUAAUUUUCUUUGUGCUCCACUACAAAAGACAAAUAAACAUAAUAAGCCUCAUUGGUAUGGGAACGUACUUUUCAUUUGCCGGUGGUUUAUUAUUUGGAAUUGUGCCAAUGGGCAUUUUGGCCUUCCUUGUGCCUUUAUGUACACCCAUUGGGGCAUCUUCCAAAGUGGUACAACUGGUUGAAAUCCUCAGAACUAAGAAUUCAGAUUCAGUGAGCGUCCUAACUUGGUUUAUUUCAGCUUUUACCAAUUUUACUCGAGUAUUCACAAUAAUGGUUGAAUCUGCAGAUUUAACUCUGUUGUUGAAUUUCACAGUGAAUACAGCUUUGAGUACAUCAGUAAUGAUGGCAGCAUAUUUCUACAAAUCAGGCAGAGUGAAAAAAGAAUGAGAUUAAUUCUAGGAAAUUAUUAAAUAGGCUCAAAAUUACAUUUUGGUAUUAUGAUUUUAAUGCAUAUGAACACAAAUUUACAAAAUGAACAAAUAUUUUAGCCUAUGAAUUAAUUUAUAUAAUCUUAUAGAAGAUUGUAUUUUUAUAUUUAUUUUAUAUUUUAUUUUGAAUAAAUGAAAUGCUCAUUUUGGA